Molecule: messenger RNA, 3636 nt
Organism: Psammomys obesus (fat sand rat)
Lineage: Eukaryota; Metazoa; Chordata; Mammalia; Rodentia; Muridae
Gene: Syngap1
Product: synaptic Ras GTPase activating protein 1
Exons: 17
Coding region: 37-3498 (1153 amino acids)
Biological process (GO): regulation of GTPase activity; negative regulation of Ras protein signal transduction
Source: RefSeq, a predicted model, not a curated record
UCUCGAGCCUCCAUCCAUCGGGGGAGCAUCCCCGCGAUGUCCUAUGCCCCCUUCAGAGAUGUACGGGGACCCCCUAUGCACCGAACCCAAUACGUUCAUUCCCCGUAUGAUCGUCCUGGUUGGAACCCUCGGUUCUGCAUCAUCUCGGGGAACCAGCUGCUCAUGCUGGAUGAGGAUGAGAUACACCCCCUUCUGAUCCGCGACCGGAGGAGCGAGUCCAGCCGAAACAAACUGCUGAGACGCACGGUCUCCGUGCCGGUGGAGGGGCGGCCCCACGGCGAGCAUGAAUACCACUUGGGUCGCUCGAGGAGGAAGAGUGUCCCAGGGGGGAAGCAGUACAGCAUGGAGGCCGCCCCCGCUGCGCCCUUCCGGCCCUCGCAAGGCUUCCUGAGCCGGAGGCUGAAAAGCUCUAUCAAACGUACAAAGUCACAACCCAAACUUGACCGGACCAGCAGUUUUCGACAGAUCCUGCCUCGCUUCAGAAGUGCUGACCAUGACCGGGCCCGGCUGAUGCAAAGCUUUAAGGAGUCGCACUCUCAUGAGUCCUUGCUGAGCCCUAGCAGCGCUGCUGAGGCCUUGGAGCUAAACUUGGAUGAGGACUCCAUCAUCAAGCCGGUGCACAGCUCCAUCCUGGGCCAGGAGUUCUGCUUUGAGGUAACAACAUCGUCUGGAACAAAAUGUUUCGCCUGCCGGUCUGCAGCCGAAAGGGACAAGUGGAUUGAGAACCUACAGCGGGCUGUGAAGCCCAACAAGGACAACAGCCGCCGGGUAGACAACGUGCUGAAACUAUGGAUCAUCGAGGCCCGAGAGCUACCCCCCAAGAAGCGCUAUUACUGCGAGCUGUGCCUGGACGACAUGCUGUACGCACGUACCACCUCCAAGCCCCGCUCAGCUUCGGGAGACACGGUCUUCUGGGGCGAGCACUUCGAGUUUAACAACCUGCCUGCCGUCCGGGCCCUGCGGCUGCAUCUAUACCGUGACUCAGACAAAAAGCGAAAGAAGGACAAGGCAGGCUAUGUUGGCCUGGUGACUGUACCGGUGGCCACCCUGGCUGGGCGCCACUUCACAGAGCAGUGGUACCCUGUGACCUUGCCGACAGGCAGUGGGGGCUCUGGGGGCAUGGGCUCGGGAGGAGGUGGGGGCUCAGGGGGCGGCUCAGGGGGCAAGGGGAAAGGAGGCUGCCCUGCUGUGAGGCUGAAAGCCCGUUACCAGACAAUGAGCAUCCUGCCCAUGGAGCUGUACAAGGAGUUUGCAGAGUAUGUCACCAACCAUUACCGGAUGCUGUGUGCAGUGCUGGAGCCUGCCCUGAACGUCAAGGGCAAGGAGGAGGUUGCCAGUGCGCUGGUUCACAUACUGCAGAGCACAGGCAAGGCCAAGGACUUCCUUUCAGACAUGGCCAUGUCAGAGGUAGACCGGUUCAUGGAGCGGGAACACCUCAUAUUCCGCGAGAACACGCUCGCCACUAAAGCCAUAGAGGAGUAUAUGAGACUGAUUGGCCAGAAGUACCUCAAGGAUGCCAUUGGGGAGUUCAUCCGUGCUCUGUACGAAUCUGAGGAGAACUGUGAAGUGGACCCCAUCAAGUGCACCGCGUCCAGUCUGGCAGAGCACCAGGCCAACCUGCGGAUGUGCUGUGAGUUGGCCCUGUGCAAGGUGGUCAACUCCCAUUGCGUGUUCCCGAGGGAGCUGAAGGAGGUGUUUGCAUCUUGGCGGCUGCGCUGCGCAGAGCGGGGCCGGGAGGACAUUGCUGACAGGCUGAUCAGCGCCUCGCUCUUCCUGCGCUUCCUCUGCCCAGCCAUUAUGUCGCCCAGUCUAUUUGGGCUUAUGCAGGAGUACCCAGAUGAGCAGACCUCACGAACCCUCACCCUCAUCGCCAAGGUCAUCCAGAACCUGGCCAACUUUUCCAAGUUUACCUCAAAGGAGGACUUCCUGGGCUUCAUGAAUGAGUUUCUGGAGCUGGAGUGGGGUUCCAUGCAGCAGUUCUUGUACGAGAUCUCUAACCUGGACACACUGACCAACAGCAGCAGUUUUGAGGGCUACAUAGACUUGGGCCGAGAGCUCUCCACACUUCAUGCCCUGCUCUGGGAGGUGCUGCCCCAGCUCAGCAAGGAAGCCCUCCUGAAGCUGGGCCCACUGCCCCGGCUCCUCAAUGACAUCAGCACAGCCCUGAGGAACCCCAACAUCCAAAGGCAGCCAAGCCGCCAGAGUGAACGGACUCGGCCUCAGCCCGUGGUGCUGCGAGGGCCAUCAGCCGAGAUGCAGGGCUACAUGAUGCGGGAUCUCAAUAGCUCCAUCGACCUUCAGUCCUUCAUGGCUCGAGGCCUCAACAGCUCUAUGGACAUGGCUCGCCUCCCCUCCCCAACCAAGGAAAAGCCACCACCGCCGCCACCCGGUGGGGGUAAAGACCUGUUUUAUGUGAGCCGGCCGCCGCUGGCCCGUUCAUCCCCAGCAUACUGCACAAGCAGCUCGGACAUCACAGAGCCGGAGCAGAAGAUGCUGAGUGUCAACAAGAGUGUGUCCAUGCUGGACCUGCAGGGUGACGGGCCCGGGGGCCGCCUUAACAGUAGUAGUGUUUCCAACCUGGCAGCCGUUGGGGACUUGUUGCACUCAAGCCAGGCCUCACUGACAGCAGCCUUGGGGUUGCGGCCUGCACCUGCCGGGCGCCUCUCCCAAGGCAGUGGCUCGUCCAUCACAGCAGCUGGCAUGCGCCUCAGCCAGAUGGGCGUCACCACGGAUGGUGUCCCUGCCCAGCAACUGCGCAUCCCCCUUUCCUUCCAGAACCCUCUCUUCCACAUGGCUGCUGAUGGGCCAGGGCCCCCAGGGGGCCACGGAGGGAGCAGUGGUCAUGGUCCACCUUCCUCCCAUCACCACCACCACCACCAUCACCACCACCGAGGCGGAGAGCCCCCAGGGGACACUUUUGCCCCAUUCCAUGGCUAUAGCAAGAGCGAGGACCUCUCUUCAGGGGUCCCUAAGCCCCCUGCCGCCUCCAUCCUUCACAGCCACAGCUACAGUGAUGAGUUUGGACCCUCUGGUACUGAUUUUACCCGUCGGCAGCUCUCACUUCAGGACAACCUACAGCACAUGCUAUCCCCUCCCCAGAUCACCAUCGGUCCCCAGAGGCCAGCUCCCUCAGGGCCCGGAGGUGGGAGUGGUGGGGGCAGCAGUGGGGGUGGGGGGGGCCAGCCGCCUCCCUUACAGAGGGGCAAGUCUCAACAGUUGACAGUGAGCGCUGCCCAGAAACCCCGGCCAUCCAGCGGGAACCUAUUGCAGUCCCCGGAGCCAAGUUAUGGUCCUGCCCGUCCACGGCAACAGAGCCUCAGCAAAGAGGGCAGCAUUGGGGGCAGCGGGGGCAGCGGUGGCGGAGGGGGUGGGGGGCUCAAGCCCUCCAUCACCAAGCAGCAUUCCCAGACUCCAUCCACACUGAACCCCACAAUGCCGGCCUCAGAGCGGACUGUGGCCUGGGUCUCCAAUAUGCCUCACCUGUCGGCCGACAUUUAGAGCGCUCACAUCGAGAGGGAAGAGUACAAGCUCAAGGAGUACUCAAAAUCGAUGGACGAGAGCCGGCUGGACAGGGAGUACGAGGAGGAGAUACACUCGCUGAAGGAGAGGCUACACAUGUCCAACCGGAAGCUGGAA